GGGUCUAAACAUCAAAUUAGUUUUGGACUUUCUACGAACUACAUUCGCCAGCAACACCCAACUCAAACCAGCAACAUGAAAUUCUUCAUUGUUUUCGCCGCUCUCUUCGCCAUUGCCUUGGCCGCUCCAGGUGGUGAUGUUGAAAUUGUCAAGCUAGUCAGCGAUGUUGGACCCGAAGAAUUCAAAUUCGAAUCUGAAACCUCCGAUGGUGCUGCUCACUCUGCCGAAGGUAAACUCAAGGAUGUUGGUACCGAACACGAAGCCAUCGUUGUCCACGGUUCCUACUCCUGGGUCGAUGAGAAGACCGGCGAAAAAUUCACCGUUAACUAUGUUGCCGAUGAGAACGGUUACCAACCCCAAGGUGCCCAUUUGCCAGUUGCUUAAAUUAAGUGAUUGACUAGAUUGUGGAUUUAAAAACAAAAAAAAGUGUGAAAUAAAAUAUAAAGCAUUGCAAUUGUAUAA
Messenger RNA from Musca domestica (house fly), 462 nucleotides. RefSeq names its product larval cuticle protein 65Ab1. The coding region runs from base 76 to 384 and encodes 102 amino acids. The transcript has a single exon. Gene Ontology annotation, cellular component: chitin-based extracellular matrix. Lineage: Eukaryota; Metazoa; Arthropoda; Insecta; Diptera; Muscidae. Gene Ontology annotation, molecular function: structural constituent of chitin-based larval cuticle. The record is from RefSeq and is a predicted model, not a curated record.